AUGGCAGAUGAUGAUUGGUGGGAGAAAAAAAUUAAGUUUCGCUACGAUGCACUGUUUGCUGAUGUUGUUGCCACAGGAGAAAGAGCACAUGCAGCAAAUCAAGAACAAUCAUCAGGCAUUGGACUUAAUCUUAAUGAAGAAGGAAUAAAUGUCAUUGAUGAUUGUGACAAAGAACAUUUUACUCAUCUUAAUGAUGAAAUGAGCGAUGAAAGUGAUGAUCUACAUAAUAUAAAUUCUAUUAUGUUUCCAAAGCCAUCACUAAAAAGGCAAAAAUCAACUGAUGGUGGUAGCACUAGUAGUCAAGUAAGAAAGAGUAAGAAAAAAACAGUUGCAACAUUAAUAAAAGAGGAUAUACACUCUCUCAUAGAGUUUAUGUCUCGCAACAACACUGCUAUAUCUCCUGCAGUUGAUGAGACAUCCAUCGAGAAGUGCAUUGGCACUAAAAUGAAGAGUUCGGACUCUAGUGACAUAGUAGAUCCUUAUCCAAGUUAUUCAUCAGAUGAUGAAGAUGAAGAAGAACUGGAUGAGAUACAGAGGGAGCAAGAUGAGAAGGAAUGGACGGCCUUAUGUCAAAUUGCAGGUAAAUUGAUUUUGAUGUAUUACGAAAAAUACCUAUGCAAGGAACAUUAUCGUACAUCUGGUCGCUCUGGAAAUGAUUGUAUUGGAGCACUUGAUGGCACACAUAUUAAAUCAAGAUUACCGCAAGGUCAAGAGAUACCAUAUAUUGGCCGUAAAGGUUAUCCGACUCAAAAUAUUUUUGCUGUCGUAGAUUUUAAUAUGUGUUUUACAUUUGCAUUGGCUGGGUGGGAAGGAGCAACGCACGAUAGACGUAUAUUUGGUGAAGCCCUUCGUAGACCGGAACUUAACUUUCCACGUCCAAUUGGAAAUAAGUAUUAUCUAGUUGAUGCAGGAUAUCCUCACAUUACAGGAUAUAUGCCUCCAUACAAAGGAGAUAAUGUGAGAUAUCACCUAGCACAAUUCCGCCGCGGUGCAAUAAGACAAUUGCGAGAACCAAGAGGGCAAAUUGAAAAAUUUAACUAUUUACAUUCUUCUUGUAGAAAUAUUGUAGAGCGCACAUUUGGGGUUUGGAAAGCAAGAUGGUCUAUUUUGCGAAACAUGCCUUUCUAUCACAUUGACACUCAAAGAGACAUCAUACUUGCUACUAUGACCAUUCAUAACUAUAUUAGAAAGAAAUGCAAUAUGGAUGAUGCAUUCCGAGCAGUUGAGAAUGAGAGAUAUGUUCCAUCUGUUGAUCCUGAUGUUGGUACAUCUUUGAGAGCUAAUAACAAUAUAAAUGCGAAAAAUGUGGAAGAGCAAAAUGAUCUUGUUUGGUUGGGUCUUCGCGAUUUGAUUGCUAAUGAAAUUUGUGAAGCUUGA
Messenger RNA from Nicotiana tabacum (common tobacco), 1377 nucleotides. NCBI's taxonomy places the organism in Eukaryota, Viridiplantae, Streptophyta, Magnoliopsida, Solanales, Solanaceae. The record is from RefSeq and is a predicted model, not a curated record.